AUGUCUGAACAAGAUAAAUGCAGAAAAAAUGUUAGAGAAGGAGAAAUUCAACAAACAUAUAUUGGUUAUGAUAAAGCGGAAAGGAUUGUAGACCAAGAAAAUUUCUUGGUUUUAGAAGAUAAGAUUAAGUUGGAACGAAUAUGUUUUUCAAAAAGUUUAAAAGAUUACUGGAACAAUAUUAUUAAGGAGUAUGAAAUACUCAAGAAUUCUGAAAUAUUCUCAAAAAAAGAUAGUACUGGUGAAAAUUAUUUUUUAGGAAUCAGUGAACCUGGACUUAAUAAAGACAAUAAAUUUUUUGAUGUUGUUAUGGGUAGUUCUAAUUCUCAGAGAUCCAUCCAAAACCAAAUGAAAAGUGUGUAUUAUAUGACAGAUAAUUUUCAUGAUAUGAACGGAAAAAGCAAUUACUCCCAAAAUAAUGAAGAAAAUAGAUCUAGUAUGUCAACAUUCAAACAUGUUGAUAAUGUCAAACAGAAUAGUUAUCAUUCAAUAAUUAACAGUAGUGAAAUCACUCCAAUAUCAGAAUUCAUGUAUGUUUCUUCUAUUAAGUACACAAAUGAUGGCUAUUAUGAUAAUACUGACAUUAAGUUUAGCACCCGCUCAACACGAAAACAAGCUGAUAUUCUUCAAAACAGAUGA
This is a messenger RNA of Funneliformis geosporum, 636 nucleotides long. NCBI's taxonomy places the organism in Eukaryota, Fungi, Glomeromycota, Glomeromycetes, Glomerales, Glomeraceae. The record is from the annotation of a GenBank genome assembly.